AACAUCAAACAAAAUUCAAACAAUAAUCAUACGGUAUAGCUAGUAUAAUUCUUUAUUAUUGUCCCUUUCAGAAAUAAUAAUAAUAUAAUAUACCUUCAUUCAUUUCUAGAAAAAGAAAUGGUUGUUGUGAUAAUGGACCUCUUAAAAAACUGGUGUGAUGAGCCGCAAGAAGAUAGUCUAGUACACCAAUCGUACCAUUGCCACGAAUGUAUGGACGGUGAUGAUAAUGACGCUGAUGAUCAGGAUGAGGAAGAUGACGGGGAGUACUCGGAACCCGAGUUCAUAGAACCCGAGGAAGAAGAGGAAGAGGAAGAAGAAGAGGAAGAGGAAGAGGAGGCGGAUCCAUCAGAUAGUGAUGAAGAACUGGGGGAUCACAAUUACCCUUUUCGAAGCCACGACCCAUAUCGGGAUACAGAUUCGGAUGAUUCCGGGUAUGACGACGCGGAUGAAGAGGACGUUGAUGAUGAUGCAGAAGGCAUGGAUGCAGAUGACAGCGGAGAUGACAAUCGCUAGGGAGUGCUGCUUAAUGUUCUUAUCAAGUGGUUUUCGUCCUCAAAUAAAGUUCUCAUACUUAAUUCCAACUACAUGCACUUUCCUUUGUUUAUCUCAUGUGAUCUAUCUACGCACGACGACGUACUACGUGGAGCAGCUGGCUUAAUAUCCAUAGGCCAUACGUACCUUGGAUCAUCCACUCGAUCCAUCCUAUGCUUAAAUAUAUUCGUUUGUUGUUUAUUUACCGAUUUACGUACUAAAGUGAUCUAUCAUACCUCUAUAACACCUUAAUUCAUGUUUCUUACAUUUAAACCUGAGUGUGGCAAAUUUUUCCUUAAUUCAUGUUUCUUACAUUUAAACCUGAGUGUGG
Molecule: messenger RNA, 862 nt
Organism: Cuscuta epithymum
Lineage: Eukaryota; Viridiplantae; Streptophyta; Magnoliopsida; Solanales; Convolvulaceae
Source: the annotation of a GenBank genome assembly